AUGAAGCUGAUUGCAUACCUCCUCCUGGCCCUCUCCGCCAUCGGCGGUGCCCUCGCCGUCGAGGCCCAGAAGUCCUUCCUCGUCUCCUUCCCCGAAGAGACCAGCGACGGCAUCAUCGACGCUGCAAAGAAGCAGAUUGCCGACGCAAAGGGGGUCGUCACUCAUGAGUACACCAUAAUCAAGGCCUUCGCUGCGACGGCUGGAGAGAAGGUGUUUGAGAGUCUACAAGUCUGGGCACAGGAUACCGGCGCCACUGUCGAGGAAGACAAGGUCGUCACGCUCAACCCGCAACACUCCUGA
Molecule: messenger RNA, 300 nt
Organism: Diaporthe batatas
Lineage: Eukaryota; Fungi; Ascomycota; Sordariomycetes; Diaporthales; Diaporthaceae
Exons: 2
Coding region: 1-300 (99 amino acids)
Biological process (GO): vacuole fusion, non-autophagic
Molecular function (GO): endopeptidase inhibitor activity
Source: RefSeq, a predicted model, not a curated record